Molecule: messenger RNA, 9833 nt
Organism: Anopheles bellator
Lineage: Eukaryota; Metazoa; Arthropoda; Insecta; Diptera; Culicidae
Product: A-kinase anchor protein 9
Exons: 13
Coding region: 1-9768 (3255 amino acids)
Biological process (GO): signal transduction
Molecular function (GO): molecular adaptor activity
Source: RefSeq, a predicted model, not a curated record
AUGAAUCGGUUAAAGUUGAACCCCCUCAAACUUCCGCCUAGCGGAAGACGAACGGCGGCGUCCGAUGAGAAGAAGGACCUUCCGGUUGGCGCAGGUGGCACACGGUCCCAGGCAAACAGCGGUUCGAACAGCAGCGACAGCCGCAGUCCGGCUGUGGUUCAGUCCAGUAAAUCUCCGUCCAGCCGCACGGAAUCGUCGGUACGGUUCCGGCUCGAGGAGGACGAAAUCCUCGGUGGCAGCGGAGAGGAUCUGAGCAGUGUGAGUAGUGCCAGUGCGACACCGGGCGACCCCACCGACAGUCUGAGCGCGAACGACAAUCAUCAUGAUGACAGUUUAGAGAUUAUGGAAGAAAUAGUGGUGCCGGCCGACGAUGACGAAGACGAAGGCGGUGGAAGCAGCAGCGUGCGUAGCGCCGUCCAUGGCGAGCCGGAAAUCAGUGACAGUAGCGUAUCGGAAGGCGUAGAAGUAGCGCCAUUAAAUCGAUUGCACGCCCCAGCGGUCGGUGGUCAAGCGAACGAACGGAAGCGUCAGUUGUUUGAGAUCGGCGGCGACGAAGAUUUACUUCCGAGGCGCGGUUCGUCGUCGGCAACGCCCGGUGACGGGCUGUUCGAUAUCGACCGUUUGCAACUGUCGGGAGGCGAAAUUGCAGCACACUUUCAGCCGGCAUCGGGCGGCGGUGAUCAUCGAAGUGGUGGAAGUGCUGAUCGGGAUGAGGAUGUUGCAGAUGAUGAUGACGAUGAAUACUCCAUCGAUCAGGUGCUGAACGAUAUCGAAUCAGUGUACUCGGAAGGAUCGGUGAAAGUGAGCCAAAGUGGAGGCAGAGCGCAGUCGCGUGUGGCGCCACUGGAAAUCGGCAAAGGAUCUUCGCAUCCGGCGAAGGAACUUUCGCCGCUUCAAGAGGACGACGUACUGAUAAACGACUUGAAGUUAAACUUGAAUACGUUCCGGCAACGCUCGCGCGCCAAUCGGAAGGUUGACGGUCUCAUGAUGGCCGACAGUGGAGCUCACGACAGUCAGGAGGACACUAGUUUGAACACGACGAAUGACAUUUCGGAUCUCGCUAGGGACACGGAAAGUGAACGGGUGGGAAGUGUGGAGUUCGAGGCGGACAGUGGCUCCGGCGGCGGCGUUGUGAAGAUGAAGCUUACUGCAGAGGGACGCAGUCGCAGUGUGGAGGAAAUGGGAACACGGCCGAUGAUGGCCGGUACCAGUGAUACCGUCCGGGGUUUCGCCAGUCUUGGCCCGAUAAAGCUCGGUUCGAACCAGGGCUCACCGGCCGGGGAACCCAGCUCUUCGUCUUCCGGCGCAAGUGUCGUGUCGGACGAUUUGCGGGAAAAGAUUCUGUCCACGAGCAAAUCGUUCGACGAGGUCAAGGCCCAGGGGGGCGAGACGCUUGUGGAGCAUAAAGUGGAUGGAAGUGAGAAGCGAAGCGCUGGGGAAGGACACACGAAACAGAUGGAGCGGGUGACGGUCGAGUCGAAGGAAGCGCUCGAGGACAUUUCGGAAGAAUCGGAACACACCGUCGAGCGGGAAUUGGGAAGCACGGAUGACGAACGGCGUGAGGUGAUGGCGGUUCCGUUGACCGCCGUCCUGGAGAGAGGCAAAGAGAUGCGCACGAUUCUGGAGGAGAAACUGCUCGGCAGCACAAUCGACAUAGACGAGGACAAUAAGGAGAACAUUCCCGAGAGUGGCGGCGGUGGCGGGUUUGAGUUCGAGAGCGUCGUGAGUGUGAAGAUGUUUCAAACGAUGGAGAAUGAAAUCCGGAAGCUGCAGGAACUGGUCACCACGAAGGACGUGUUGUUGGAGGCGUACACGCGGAGGGAGUCUUACAAGGACGGCAGUCGAGCGGAUUCGUUACUGCGUGAGCAGCAGUGCCGUUCGAACAACAGCGAAUCGGUUAGCCUGACCACGACCAACUCCACCGAGUACCGGCCGGUGCCGGGCGAGCUGGAAGCGGCCAGCGUGCUGGAGAAGGAUCUGCACGGGAAGAUCCUGGAGCGUAAUCAGUGGAUCCAGUUGCUGGCGGAUAAGCUGCGGGAGUCGCUCACGGAACGCAAUCAACUGCAGGCGGACGGAGAGCGGUUGACGACGGAGGUGGUCCAACUGAAGAAGCAACUGUCGGACGCGGUGGAGAGCGUGAAACUGAAAACACAGUGGGCUGGCGUGCGCCCUGACCACGAGAGCACCAGUGGCCAGCGGAUAUCGGAGAUCUCGAUCGAUUUGGUGAGCGAAACCGAAGACGGCGGAAUGUCCGACUUUCCCGAGGCUUACAAUGAUGAUCGGCCACCGUCGGAGCGAGCUUUCGAGAUGAAUCUACACCCGUGCGACAUCCCGGAUCUUAACCCCAUGCACAUUCCACUGAAAAUCUCCAAGCAGCUUGAUCAGUUCCGGCGCUACCUGUCGCCGGAGGAGGUUCGACUGUUCAACAUGGUGCAAACGAAGCUGGACGAAUUUCUGCGCCAAGAGCUAGAGAAGGCCCGGGAAGCGGACGAAAGCGAGCACCGGGUGCUCCGGGAACAGGUGCAGCUGGAGCGGGCAGAGCGGGAACAGGAAACGAAUCGGUUGCGGCAGAUGCUGGGCAGCGUCAAGGCGGGAUCGAUUGCGAUCGACGAGCUGCGGAAGGAGCUGGAGGCGCGCCACACGCAGGAAAUGGCCGACCUGCGUACGUACUUCGAGAAGAAGGUGGUGGAGCUGGAGAAGCACUACUCGGAGGAGGUAUUUUCGCAGCAGAGCCGCCGAUUAUCGAACGACGAUACGGCAUCGGAAAUUUCCGGUGCAGAAGAGUUUCCGGAAGAGAACGGUGGCUACCAGUCGAAGCACACGAGCCCCCGGCGCAAGCACAAGGACGAUAUCUUCCUAAGUCCCACGCACCGCAAGAUAACACCGACGACGAUCGAUGCGGCCGAUGCAGGUGGUGAAGAGGUCCUGGUCGUGGAAAUAGUGGAAGAACCUGAGCAUCGCCAUCUUUCAACUGAUGAGUUGCGGGAGUUUUAUCAGCACAAAAUCAAGGAGAUAAAGCGGCACCACGAGCGAUUGUUUGCGAACCUGCACGAGAAGCUGCGAGCGUACGAGACGGCGGAACAGGAGAAACAAAUAGUGUCUAAUCAAACGGAACCCACCUUCACCACCAUCACUCCCCAUACACGACCGGAGCACUGCUCACCAUUGCUAACCAAUCUUCCGGCGGAACUAUCGCUGCCGGUGGCCGCCACGAUCGGUGGCGCAGAGCUAACCGCUAACUCAUCCGCUACUAACACCACCAUCGUGGAGCAACUGUCCACGCUAACACCCGCCGCCAACGCGCUUGGUGGAUCAGAGGCGGAUCUGCAGGAAAUCAUUGUCGGGUACGAGCGACGCCUUCAGGAACAGGUGGCCCUGGCCCGACAGGAUGUUCUCAAGGAGCUAGAAGUUCAGAUACAGGCUCUACUGUCAGACACAUCAUUCGAAGACAGCCACUGGCCUCCGGAGCUGGUCUUGCUGCGGGAAAAGUUCACGGCCAAAAGCCAGCUAGAAGUCGCCCAACUGCAACUCAAACAUGAGGAAGAGAUGGCCCGCAUGAAGAACGAUUUCGAGAAGCAGCUGCAGCGGAAGCUGAAGCGUCAUACCACCUUCGACUCGACGCGUGGUCUGGACAAAAUCAUCAACGAGCGUGAUAACCUGCGCGAGCUCUCGUCGACGCUACGCAACGUGCUGGGCAGUUUGGCAAAGUGUUUUUCCAUUUGCGAAGAAGAUCUCAACGCGACCGUGCUCGAGGAGCUGCAACGCCACCGACAGAACGUUUCUCUGGCAGCCAAUGCAACCGCCGAUGAUAGUCAGCUGCUGCUCGACGAUUCAACCACCGCAACUGAGUUCAACCUUACCGACGUUUCGGUUUUAUCGUCGUGUAGAGUGCUAAAGUUUGCCCCCGAUGUUUCGGGCAUCAUAUCGAUCAUCGAUGAUCCGUCACUGGUGGAGUACGUGACGACGAAGCAGCGCGAAGGUGACGAGCCGGAAAAUGUGUCGCUCAAUCUGGAGGAAUGUCUCGAACGGCUGAAAGCGGAAGCACUGAGCCUGCUGGCACUGUCGGAGCGGUUGAAGAAGAGCGCCCCUGAAGAAGUCGCGCCUCCGUCGGAUGUGAUCUGUGAGAAGGGCGACAGCUGCGAGGAGGAAGAUGGCCUAAAGCGAGGUAACGUACAGCAACCGGUGAAGCUGGAAAGUACUCGGUCACUGGAUGCGAAUAUCGGUCGUCAAGCGGUGGCGCAUGAAACGGUGCCACCGGCAGCCGUUAACGGAAGCCUCAGUUUGCCGAUCGAUCUCGCCGGCUUGCAAGUAAUGGGAGAGCUUAAUCUGCAACUGCACGAACUUAAGAAUCGGUUGCUGAAAUCCGAGGACGAGAGAAAGGUACUAGAACACGAACUGGCCGAAGCGCGUAGCAAGCAGAGUAGCUUGGUGAGCGAGCUGUCGGAAACAAAGCAACACCUACUAGAGCUCAACAGCCAGCGGGUUGAGUUUAGCGAGGGUUACGGCACCAACGCCCUGCUGCCGACGGCCAAGCGCGUGAACAACACGUUCGUCGAGCUACAGGAGCGGGCCAAAGCGAUGCUCAGCAGUACCGCCGAUCAAACUGCCGAGCAAACGAUCGAGGGUCACUCGGUGCUGGUGCAGAUGGUGGAAGACUUUUGUCGCGAAGGAGAACGUUACAUGGAGGAUGGCAAGCGCGACCGGAUGGACCUUCAACUGCAGAUUGAGGCUGCCGAUAAACAGCUUAAAGCUACCAGACAGUUCCUCGAAGAUCAGGCAGCCGAACGUGAGCAGGAACGUGACGAGUUCGUGAAGGAAAUCGACCGCCUGAGGAGUGUGAUGCGCGAAAAGGAGAAGGACAAGGUGAACUUUGAGCGAGCUACCAAAGAGGAUGGAUGUAUGAGCAGCUGUAGAUUUGCCAAAGAAAACGAAGCCCUAGUUGCAAAACUGGAAUCGGUGGAGCUGCAGGUGAAGGAGCUGACCGUAUUGAUCGCUGAGCGGGACGAGAGGGUGCGAAAGAUGGAGGGAGACCUGAAGGAUUCCAUCGACAAGGGCUUCACGCUGCGAGAAAUUAUCGCCGAGCUCGAGACACAGAUUGAGAGCAAGGCAAUUAACGAGCACGUGCUGGAGUUGAAAGUGAAGGAACUCGAAAAGUACAUCGAUGUGCAGAAUCAACAGAACGAAUCGUUGCACCAGGAAAUGGAGAGCAUCAAGGCGGACGUCGCUGUCCGGGGGUACGAGGAGAAGAUCGCCAAACUGGAGGACGAACUGCGCCAGCGGCAACCGUCGGCCGAGCACAGCAUCGUCCUGGAGGCGCUCACCGUGCAGCUACGUGACAUUGAGGAAACGUUAGAGCGUAAGACGAAAAAUCUCGAAACGCUAAACUCCACAUCGGGGGCAUCACUCGGAUGCAGUAGCCCGUCGGAGGACAUAUCGGUCAACCAGGACAGUCCGUUACAUCGCAAGAGGAGGUCGACGGCGGCAGGCACGGUUGCAGCAGCGGAAAGUGAUGGUGGCGGCACCGACGACGGAACGGCAGGAGAUAAACCUGCGGUAACGCCGCUACCGGUCGAUGAAGUGCAACGCAUUUUCGAUAAGCUCCAUCGCCACUCGCGGAUCGAAGAUGUGGCCAUCAAAAGGAUCAACGAUCUCGAGAUGCAGAUUACCAACAUUAGAGCGGGCUACGCGGAACUGCAGCACGAACGCGAUGUACUGCAAGAGAAAAUGUCCGAGCAAUCGCUAAAGAUUUCGUCACUGCAAACCAAGCUGGAUGAGCAACGGCUACGGGCGGAAGAGCUGCAUCGCCAGGGUACCUCGCAGCUCACGGUGAAAGUUCACGAUCUGCAGAACGAGCUGCACAAUCUGAAGGAGACGCUCCAGUCGCGCGACAAACAGAUCGUGAAUCUGAAGCAGUUUCUCGACAACAGCCAGCAGGCGAUCGCAAGACAGGAAAAGGAAUUGGCGAUGAGUCAGGACCACGGCGAUCGGGGUGAGCAUGAGAAGCGGCUCGAGGCGGAGUUGCGCACACGGGAGGAAGAGGUACGCCUGCUGAAGGAUCGCAUCAAGAACGAAAUGAUCAGCAAGGCCGCCCUGCCGGACCUGAUGGAAACGAUGCUGGCUGACAAGAACGAGGAAAUCGAUCAGCUGAAGGAGCGCUUGAGUCAACUGCAGUCCGUAGCUCGGGGCCCGACCGCCCCCCACGAGCCGUCAAUCGGGACGAAGGACGACGACGGUGGCCGAACGCUGAGCGAUGUUGUUUCAAUAACGGAUUACGACGAAUCCGAUAUGGUGAUGCGACGGAUCCCGGAACAGAGUACAAUGGGAGGCAUCUUGGCAGCGCACAGUAUUCCAAUGAUGUUCCUGACCGACUUCGUUACACUCACGAUAAAGGACUCUGGUGCCUCGAUGCAUCCGAAUCAUUCCAAACAGCCAUCCAUCCCGCUGCUGGCCGAUGGCGGUGUUUUUCUCAGCGGCGGGCCCGAUUCGACGAUGAUGAACUCGAUUCCGUUGCGCUCGAACUUCUUUCACGACGUGUGUUCGGCAGUUCCACGGCUUCCGGACCAAACACGAAGCAGUGCACCGACGCCAGAGUGCAUCCCGCGCCAGAUAAACUUUUCGCUUGUCGAAGCAGAAUCGCCCCAGCUCGCUGCCCAGCGUCAGUCAGCCCCGGCAGCACCAUCGUUGAUGUUUUUCGGUGCCGUUGGUGGAGCCGGAGUCGCUCCACGGCCCCUGCUCCGCGUACAGCGUGCGGUUGUCGAGGAAAUCUUCGACGAUGAUAACGCUGACGUCAAUGAGCGAAGUUCGAAAGAAACGGCGGUUGGUUCGCUGACCGAGGAAGAGAAGGUGCGCCUGGAGGGAGAAGUGGAGUCGUUAAAAUUAAGCCUAGAUAGGGUUGUGCACGAAAAGAACGAAGUAACGGAACGCUUGAAGGCUGAGCUGCAAGAGAAGAUCGAACAGAUAGCUGAUCUGCAGGUGGAGUUGGCGGCCCGGAACAAACUCUACGACGAUCUGAUGCAGGAGAAGCGAGAGCUUCGGGAUGAAGUGGAGAAGGUGAAAUUGGAACUGCAGCAACUUGACCAGCAGACCCGCGACAUGCAGCAGAAGGAUGCCGAUCUGAGGGUAGCUCUUGACCAGUUGCACCACAAAGAGAUCGAACUCAACGAAGCUAGGGCCGGACACGAGCAAGUUCGGUUGGAAAUGGAAAGUGUAACGAAAGAGUCAUCCGUACUGCGGGCGGAACAGCAACGCCAGAAGCUGGAAAUAGACACACUGCGCCAACAGAUCGAAUCGCUCAACAAAACCAUCGGCCACAAGGACGAGCUGAUGGCGAAGCUGGAGAAAGAUCUGCUAAACUAUAGCAAAAACGAGGAGAAGUAUCUCGAGCAAUUGCGCUCAUUCGACGCCAAGGAGACGGAGUUGAAGAUCGUGCAAGGCAACUACAAGGAUCGGCUACACGAGAUUGAGAUCUUGAACGAGGACAAUCGCUUCCUAACGGAGGACAUCAACCGGUUGAAGAAUGAGAUAGCACGCAGUAGCAGCUCCCUGACUUCAAACACGUCGUACGUGCAGGCGCUGAAACAGAAUUGUGUCAAGCUGGAGGAGGAGUUACAGGAUACGAAGGUGCUGCUGACGGAGAAGAUGCUCGCCCUCGAGCGGGUUAAGAUCGAUCUGAGCGGUUGCCAGCGGGAGGUGGAAGAUUUGCGGACGAUGCUGAAGGAGAAGGACAUGGUUAUCCGGCAGAUCGGUGACGAUGGGAACAGUCUGCACGAAACGCUGUCAACCAUCCAAGAGAAGAUGCAGGAGAAGAACGUGGCACUUAGUGGGGCGCUGCGCGAGGAGAAGGGUCGUAGUGUGCAGUUGCAGGCGGAAGUCGAUCGAUUGCGAGCUCAGCUGCAGCGCAGCGACAACUCGUCCAGCCCGAAACCGUUCUCGGUGGAGGAAAUUGCGGAGCAGCUGGAAAAAGAGCUAAAUUAUUCGGCUCAGCUCGAUUCCAGCAUCCUGAAGGCGAUUGAGAGUGAUGACGUAAACUCGGACGAUGGCCGUGAGGAGCGAACUGUAGGACGGAAGACCGCUUCCCGAAAGCCGUCCGAGCUGGACGAAUUACGGCAGAAGCUGAAACAGGAAUUGGACCGGGGCAAAAAGAUGCAGGAGCUGCUGGAGACGGAGAAAGCAAACUCGACCACCAUCCAACAGCAGGAUGCGGAUAUCAUUGAAACAAUGCGCAUCCGGCUAGAGGCAGCACUGGCGAACGAGAGUACCCUCCAGCGUUUGCUGGAGGAGGAGAAAACGAAAAACGAGCGUCUGUCGCGGAUGGUGGGUGGGUUGCAGCGGACAAAGUCGUUCGAUAACUAUCUGCUGAUGAAGGGCAAAUCGCCACAAGAGUCUCCGCAACGGCGCCUGAACCGUAGCAACGAAUUCGAGGCGGAAAUGGUGGCGCGGUACGAAGCGGAACUAAAGUUCCUUACGGCGCAAAACACCCGCGAACGCGAACGGACGGCCGAUCUGCAGCGGGUGUUGGAGCGCGAACGGGAGCGGUUCGAAAAGGAGAUUACCGAUCGUACCGAGCACGGUGAGCAGGUGAAGCGGGAGUUGAACCGCGUCGCGAAGGAAAAGGAAUCGCUCGAACUGGAGCUCGACCACGAGCAGGAAAAGCUCGAGCUAGCACACAAAGAGAUCGACAGUUUGGAAAAGCGAAUCGGGGCCUUGCAGGAAGCAGAAGCGCUUCGAUCCGCACGCCGCGAUCGUACCUCGGGCCAGAACUCACUCGAGUACCAGGAACUGAAGCUUCGUCUGGAGGGUGUAGAGUUCGAACGGAACCAACUCCGUGACACGGUGGUCAGCCUCCGUACGGAGGUAGAUCGAAGGCGCACGCGAGAAGCCCAGCUGACGGAGGCUCUUUCACGUGAAAACUCACUGAACGCUCAAAACCCAAGCAAUUCGGUCGUCCCCGAAGAGUUCAUUAACAAGCUGAAAGAUCUUAACCGCAUGCUGGAAGCGAAUGCGCGUGAAAACCACCAGCAAGCGGAAUCGCUCCGGUUCAUGAUGGAAGAGCGGCGGGCACUGCAGAUGCGCAUUCAGGAGCUGGAGCGCUACAACGGACACACCCACGGGCAUCACUAUCAGCGAGAGGACCUGGAGGAACGGGCGAACCACCUCUUCGGCAAGUACCUCCGCUCGGAAAGCCACCGGAAAGCACUGGUACACCAGAAACGCUACCUGCAGAUCGUCCUGACGACGUACGAGGAAAACGAAGCUCGGGCACUGGCCUUACUGAACGCACAGCUGCCUCCUGGUCAGCUGGAGGUGCUUGCGUUAGCUAGUGGGCCCCGUUCGCUGGACUCUUCGGCGCGCCCCCGUCGCAAAUCGUUCCGCUCGAUUGUGACGGUUGUGGUAGCGAUCGAACGGAUGAAGUAUCUCGUCCGCAAAUGGCACGGAGGCAGGCGGGUCUGUGCCAAAGCCAUCUUUUCGCAACCGUUCAGUCCGCGCCGGUCACAAUCGGCCAGAACGAACGUGUGGGCUCGUUCACCUAACUCUCACUUUGCCGAGUACUCGGCAGAGGGCGUUGAUCGUGGUGCCGGACGUACGGAACGUACCGAACCGUUGUUCGGUGCUGCUGGCGGUCCCGGUGGAGUUCCCGGUGGUGGCGGUGCCUUCGUGAGAACGCUUUCCGUGCCGGUAGGCUCUUCGCCGACUGCGCUACGCAUGAACGUAGAGGUUAUGGAAACACUUCGAGAGCAUCAGCCUGGGGCACAGUACGGCAAUCGAUAGUGGUGUUCCGUGCCGGGGAGAGAUCACCGAUGCACAGGAAGGCAUCUAAUAUUAUUCUUCAACAU